Molecule: messenger RNA, 1692 nt
Organism: Colletotrichum spaethianum
Lineage: Eukaryota; Fungi; Ascomycota; Sordariomycetes; Glomerellales; Glomerellaceae
Product: rhamnogalacturonate lyase A
Exons: 4
Coding region: 1-1692 (563 amino acids)
Biological process (GO): carbohydrate metabolic process
Molecular function (GO): catalytic activity; carbohydrate binding
Source: RefSeq, a predicted model, not a curated record
AUGCACGUCUCUGGACUUUCUGCUUUGGCUUUAGCUGGCGCACUAGCCAACGCCGCUAAAGGUCCUUUCCUCGAACAAAUCAACGACUCGACCUGGGUCAUCGGAAAUGAUCACUGGAAUUUGACUCAAGGAUCAAUCUACGCAACCAAGUUAUUCUGGGAGGGUGUACCGGGAGCCGAUCUUGUGGGUUCGGCCGUCGGCCACUAUGUCGGCUACGACGGGGAGAACAACCUUAAAUUCACGAAUGCCACCAUUGCUUCUCGGGGAACAAAUUACAUCGAUGUUAGCUUCUCUUCUGCUGCUGGAGACUUUCACUGGGUCAUCUUCGAUGACCUGACCGGCGCGUACCAGUACUUUGUCAAUCGGGCUCUCCCUGACAUCAGCAUUCUCCGGACUUUGUGGAGGUUGGCCCCCGAGAUAUUUCUCAACGGUCGCACGCAUCUGAAGGAUGAGCCCCUGCCCGACUUCUCGCUCUACGCCAACGCAACCAAUGUCCAGGAUGAGACCUGGCAACUGGCUGACGGGUCUUUUAUCACCAAGUAUGACUGGUCGAACGCAGUCAGGGAUCGCGAUUUUUACGGAAUCUACGGACCCAAGGCCGGGUCCUGGUUCAUUCACCCUUCAACGGAAUACUAUAACAGCGACCAUUUAAGCCAAACCUUGACGGUCCACCGGGAGUCCAAGACUGGGGAUGCUGUCCAGCUCAAUGUUGUUCAGGACACUUCGCACUUCCGGGUCGGUCAAACGGUGGCUCAACCGGCAGGCAAGGUCUGGGGACCUUGGCUCUGGUAUCUGAACAAUGGAGAUGUUGCGGAUGCCGCACAAAGGCGCCAGGAAGAGGUCAAACACGUCCCCUACACCUGGUUUAAGGACGCAGCCUACCACUCUCGUGGUGGAGUGCAGGGAACUCAAACACUCUCCGAUGGUCGCCCUGCUUCUGGCGCUGCAGUGUUCCUCGGCGACACCGACACAGCCAUCCGCCCGUCGAUCCAGGGCAAGAAUUACUACUACACCACCUAUACCAACGACAAAGGACGCUUCUACUUUGAUAAGGUUCGCAGCGGUUCCUAUGCCGUUUAUACUACAUCCAAUGGCGGAAAGCUUGCCGACGUGUAUACCAACUUCACCGCUCCCGUGACCAUCGUCAAAGACAAGACUCUCAACCUUGGCCAGCUCACCUGGAACGUUCCUACGGGUAAGCACAUCUUCCAAGUCGGUGAGUUCGACAAGAAGGCCAACGGCUUCAAAAACGGCGGCGUUCCGUACCAGCACGGUGUGGCGGCCCAAAGCCCUGCGAACCUGACUUUCACCGUCGGUAAGUCUCAGAACUCGGACUGGUACUUUGCGCAGUCCGCCAUCGGAAAAUGGACUAUCGAGUUCAAUCUUCCUGUGGGUGAUAUUUCCGCCAACCGAACUGCUCUGUUGAGCGUCUCUUUGGCUGGGUACUCGCAGAGUACGGCGCUGGACAUUGACGUCAACGGCCAGGUCUACGCUUCCCUGAGUAAGGACAGUCUGACGAGCGAUCCGUCUCUGUACCGGUCAGGCAAAUUCAGCGGCGAAUGGAGGUUCUUCCAAUACAAGAUCGAUACCGACGUUCUUAAGGCUGGAAAGAAUACGGUCGGUUUCACGGUCACUCGGUACACCCAGUGGAGAGGGUUCCUAUGGGACAGCAUCAUUUUGGAAUGGAGUUAA